Suillus paluster is the source of this 971-nucleotide messenger RNA. RefSeq names its product Snf7-domain-containing protein. Gene Ontology annotation, cellular component: ESCRT III complex; multivesicular body. Bases 66 to 737 code for a protein of 223 amino acids. Lineage: Eukaryota; Fungi; Basidiomycota; Agaricomycetes; Boletales; Suillaceae. The transcript has 6 exons. Gene Ontology annotation, biological process: late endosome to vacuole transport via multivesicular body sorting pathway; vesicle budding from membrane. The record is from RefSeq and is a predicted model, not a curated record.
GCGGACUUCACACAAGUACUUGGACUGAACGGUCUCCACAACCACUUCAACACAGACAUUAAGUCAUGGGGUUAAGUCAGUCGACACCCAAGGUCACCGCUCAUGAUCGAGCGAUUCUCGAUCUUAAACUCCAACGCGAUAAGCUAAAGCAAUAUCAGAAGAAGAUACAAGUCGUGCUCGACCGGGAGCAUGAAAUUGCCAAAGUACAUCUCGCUACCGGUCAGAAAGACCGUGCCGUCAUAGCCCUCCGUAGGCGCAAGUAUCAGCAGAGCUUACUGCUCAAGACCGACAGUCAAUUGGAGAACUUGGAGCAAUUAGUGUCAACCAUCGAGUUUUCUUUGGUCGAGGUUUCUGUCCUUCAUGGUCUCAAGCAAGGCAAUGAAGUUCUUCAAGAAAUUCAUCGUGAGAUGAGCAUCGAGAGUGUUGAGAAGCUCAUGGACGAGACACAAGAAGCGAGAGAGUAUCAACGAGAAAUUGGUGAUUUGCUAGCAAACCGAUUAACACAUGAUGAGGAGGGCGCCGUACAGGCGGAGCUCCAAGCAUUACAAGCGGAAGCGCUUGGACAAGCAGAGCCCGAAGUGCCUGUGGAGUUGCCAUCCCCGCCAAGUUCGUUGCCACUUGUUUCAGCAGGUCAGGGCAGUUCACGAUUGUCAGACGGCCGCGAUCCUGAUUUCUCUCUAGAAGUCCAGCCAGUGCCCCUAGCGACCAGGAGAGAGCGAGUUGCCGUGCCUGGUUAACGAAAACUAGCACGCAUUAAUGUUCUUAACCAUGGACAUUUCAUUCCGGUAUUAUCCAUACCCGACCUUUUCCCAAACAUCUACAGAUACUUUCGACACUACAGUAGGAUGGCAUGAUAAUGAUACAGAUAUUAGACAAUAGAGCAACAACUGUCUGUCUACUACCAAGCGUCAAAGUUUCCAAACCCUAUUUUCCGUUUCUUCUUGGCGUCGUCACCGAUAUCAUUGGUCUGU